CAGAGUUUUCAACCCUCAGAGUCAGAGGGUCGCAGGCACGCAGCAUCUCCUUGACAAAGGAUCGCGACAAACAUACUCGCCGUUGAUGCUCAAUCAACUCCGCGAGACGCCAGUCCAAGCACCGCUGCGGCUGCCCUCGCCAAUUCCACAACCCACUCUCCAGAAACCGUCACAAGACUCUUUGACCCAUCAAAGCUUUGUGAAUUUUCAGCAACAGAGGCUUAAACCUCUGCUAAACCCUUUGAAUCAAUCCUCCUUUGAACUGAACUACCGACACAUUUGCGAGCUCCUCCUCUCCCAAACCCACUCCAGGACGCUUCCGAAGGGUCUUCAAAUCCAUGCCCACAUCAUCAAAUCGGGACUCCAGUCCCUCCCUCUUAUCUCCCACCAUCUCAUCAAUUUCUACUCUAAGACCCAACUCCCUCUCCUUUCCUGCCAAGCAUUCCAUGAAUGUUCUCGUCUAUCAUCCACUACUUGGAGCUCUAUUAUUUCCUCUUUCGCCCAAAAUGAACUACCUUGCCUUGCCAUUGAUUACUUUCGUCGAAUGCUGCAUGAUAAUGUCCGCCCUGAUGAUCAUAUCUUCCCCAGCGCGACCAAAUCGUGUGCUAUUUUGGGUCGGCAUGAUGUUGGUCAAUCCAUACAUUGUUUAGCACUUAAAACUGGAUAUGAAUUUGAUGUGUUUGUGGGCAGUUCGUUGGUCGACAUGUAUGCGAAGUCUGGGCAGAUAAAUGUUGCGAGGAAAGUGUUUGAUGAUAUGCCGGAAAGGAAUGUGGUUUCUUGGAGUGGGAUGAUAUACGGUUAUGCCCAGUUAGGUGAAGACGAAGAAGCUUUGAAGCUUUUCAAAAACGCGUUGGAGGAGGAUUUGGAUGUCAAUGAUUUCACAUUUUCGAGUGUGAUUCGGGUUUGUGGAAACUCCACGUUGCUUGAAUUAGGAAGACAGAUACAUGGGUUGUGCUUGAAAACGAGUUUUGCUUCCUCAAGCUUUGUAGGUAGUUCUUUGAUUUCAUUGUAUUCUAAAUGCGGUGUCAUUGAAGGUGCUUAUCAGGUUUUCGAUGAGGUGCCUCUCAGGAAUCUAGGCAUGUGGAAUGCAAUGUUGAUUGCUUGUGCUCAGCAUGCACACACAGAUAAAGCUUUUGAUUUGUUUGAAGAGAUGGAACGUGCGGGGAUGAGACCCAAUUUUAUCACUUUCUUGUGUGUAUUAUAUGCUUGUAGUCAUGCAGGGCUGGUUGAACAAGGGCAACAUUACUUUGAGCUAAUGAAAGAGUAUAGAAUUGAGCCGGGGGAACAGCAUUAUGCUUCCAUGGUUGACUUGCUUGGUCGUGCUGGAAAGUUGCAGGAUGCACUGACAGUUAUCAAGGAAAUGCCAAUAGAACCAACAGAAUCCGUGUGGGGAGCAUUUUUGACAGGGUGCCGAAUACACAAGGAUACGGAAUUGGCUGCCUUUGCAGCUGAUAGAGUCUUUGAGCUGGGUCCUGUGAGCUCUGGCCUGCAUGUGCUGUUAUCUAAUGCUUAUGCAGCUGCAGGAAGAUGGGACGACGCAGCAAAAGCUCGAAAGAUGCUUAGGGAUAGAGGGAUGAAGAAGGAAACAGGAUUGAGCUGGGUUGAGGAGGGAAAUAAAGUUCAUACAUUUGCAGCGGGGGAUAGGUGUCAUGUAAAAAACAAAGAAAUUUACCAGAAAUUAGAGGAAUUAGGAGAAGAAAUGGAAAGAGCUGGCUAUGUUGCAGACACAAGUUUUGUGUUGAAAGAAGUGGAUGGUGAAGAGAAGAAUCAGACUAUUAGGUAUCACAGUGAAAGACUAGCCAUCGCAUUUGGUCUCAUUACAUUCCCGCCAGAUAGGCCGAUUAGGGUUAUGAAGAACCUGCGUGUAUGUGGUGAUUGUCACACCGCGAUUAAGUACAUGUCCAAGUGCUCUGGAAGAACGAUCAUUGUGAGGGAUAACAACCGGUUCCAUCGGUUUGAGGGUGGGAAAUGCUCGUGUGGUGACUAUUGGUGACUGAAUUCUGGCUCCCCAAUUAAGCCAACUGUAUAAUGCAUUUAUUAGACAAAUGGUUACAGGGUUCCAGGUUCCAAGUAGAUAGUUCUCUCAAUUUUCAGAGAGAAAAUGGCAUGUCUGCUAUACUUGAAUAUUUUCCAUACACUUGUAUGCUUUUAUUAUUUCCUUGUCCUUCUGCAUGAAAGGCAAUAGUUUUUCCAAAGGACUCUUGUAAUGAAUCUCUUGGCUGAAUGUGGAAUUAUAAUUCUUGGUGGUAU
Tripterygium wilfordii is the source of this 2250-nucleotide messenger RNA. RefSeq names its product putative pentatricopeptide repeat-containing protein At5g52630. Gene Ontology annotation, biological process: RNA modification. Gene Ontology annotation, molecular function: RNA binding; zinc ion binding; protein binding. NCBI's taxonomy places the organism in Eukaryota, Viridiplantae, Streptophyta, Magnoliopsida, Celastrales, Celastraceae. The transcript has a single exon. The record is from RefSeq and is a predicted model, not a curated record. The coding region runs from base 86 to 1993 and encodes 635 amino acids.